AUGGGGUUGCAGGAAGAAGAGUGCAAACUAACAGCACGGAUGAGGAUAGGACAAGAGUUCCUGGCUCUGAGGCUUGUGAAUGGCAGUGACUGUGCUGGGCGGCUAGAAGUUUUCUACAAUGGGACAUGGGGGAGCAUUUGCUCCAAUUCCAUGUCUCAACUCACUGCAACAACUGUGUGCAAACACUUGAACUGUGGAGAUGGCGGGGAAAUCGCAAGAGACUUCAAAUAUGGCAGCGGUUCUGGGCCCACGUGGCUGGACCACAUUGAGUGCACUGAGCAACAUAGCUCUCUCUGGCAAUGUCAGUCAGACCCCUGGCAUCCUCAGUCAUGUGAUAACCGAGCAGAAGAGACCCAUAUUUCUUGCACGGACAGGGAGAAGCUACGAGUCAUAGGAGGAGAGGAUGGAUGUUCAGGCAGAGUGGAGAUUUGGCACCAAGGUUCUUGGGGAACAAUCUGUGAUGAUUCUUGGGACAUGGCAGAUGCUAAUGUCGUAUGCAGGCAGCUGGGUUGUGGAUCUGCUGUGUCUGCACUGAGUGAAGCUGCCUUCGGGGAAGGGACUGGUCCCAUCUGGUUGGAGAAGGUGCACUGUAAAGGAACAGAGCUGUCUCUUUGGUACUGUCCUGCCAAGCCCUUGUUCAGAAAAAACUGUGAUCAUAAGGAAGAUGCUGCUGUGGAUUGCUCCGGUGUGACAGAAACAACAUCAUCACCCACCAGAACAGACUCUCCCCACCACCCUGCAACAGACACUAUGAGAAUUUCAAUGCCUGUCAUCUUCUGCAUCAUCCUGGGGGCCCUCCUCUGCCUGGUUCUUGCCAUUCUUGCUGGACUGAUCCAAAGUGCCAGGGCACAGCAGAGAGGCUCCAGACUAUCGUAUGACCCCUUUACUGAGGCUGUCUAUGAAGAGGUUGACUAUAACCCGAUGAGGGAAAAUCAGGGAAUGACUGGUCUCUCAGAUUCUUAUUCAGAGAGUUCAAAAACAAAGGCACAGUUUUAUAGCAGAGACAGUGACGAAGAAAAUGGUCCUGGAGCAACUCAAGACAUCUCUCCACUGCCUAGAAAUACCCUGGAAGAUGGUUAUGAUGAUGUGACAGAAGCUCCUGGACCUAAAGAUGCAUCUUCUUUUGAGAAGAAUAAACAGGAAAUCAUUGGGAUCCCUGAAGAAAGUGACAGAAACACGGAUUCACUGAUAGAGUGGAGUCCUAAUGAGUCAGGAAACAGGACCUCCGAGGCUGAGAGAGAUUCAUCCCCAGAUCUUGGAGACAGAGGCUAUGAUGACAUUGAAAAGCUGGGACACCGAUAG
This is a messenger RNA of Pterocles gutturalis (yellow-throated sandgrouse), 1302 nucleotides long. RefSeq names its product antigen WC1.1-like. The record is from RefSeq and is a predicted model, not a curated record. The transcript is spliced from 10 exons. Lineage: Eukaryota; Metazoa; Chordata; Aves; Pterocliformes; Pteroclidae. Gene Ontology annotation, cellular component: membrane. The coding region runs from base 1 to 1302 and encodes 433 amino acids.